CGUGCCAGCAGUUUAUUUGGAUGUUACUUCGUUUCUACCUCUGAUCAACCGAUGCGGAUCAGAAAGCACUAUAAGCUGAUCAAUGGUAGUAAUAUUCAACGAAAUCGUUUGAUCUGUUUUAUUAGAUCUUUCUAUCUCUGAAGAAAGUAAUAUUGUGAGAAGAAAUCAACGUUUUUACAGUCACUCGGUGCUUGAAGAAACGUGAACAUCGCACGUGGACGGAAUCGCUUUUCUUUUCAUUCAUUGGAACAACGUAAGCUUACCACUACGACAUCAAUUAAACGGAAAAAUGGUAGAAGGGGCAACAUCUACAAUGAACGUUGAUCUCAAUAUUAUAAAGCGGAUGUGUAAAGAUUUCACGGCUGGUGCUGUGGGCGGGACGGCCUGUGUUUUAGUAGGACAACCCUUUGACACUAUCAAAGUGAAAAUGCAGACUUUUCCAUCACUUUUCAAAACAGCAUUUGACUGUGGCGUUAAAACAAUGAAACAAGAGGGAAUCAGAGGCCUCUACGCUGGUACUAUUCCGUCUUUGGUGGCCAACAUUGCAGAAAACUCUGUACUGUUCUUGUUUUAUGGCCAGUGCUUAUCUGUAGUGAAAAAGAUAGUGGGUAAACAGGAUGAAAAAGAACUAGGCGUGCUUCACCGAGCUGUUGCAGGGAGUGGGGCUGCGGUGUUCUCAUCCUUUGUUCUAUGUCCCACAGAAUUAGUUAAGUGUAAGCUUCAAGCUCAACAUCAAAUGAAUGUCCUGGCUGGAAAAACCGGAGUCAAGAGGUAAUUUUUUUAUGAAUAAAUCUGAGAGUCGGGUCACGUUGUUUAGCAUGGUUGUCAUGUUGACACCCAUGAGGGGCAGGGUACUUGUGUAACUGCAGCAGGUUAGCUCAGUUGGUAGAGCGCUUGCCUGCAGAGCGGGAGGUCGCGGGUUCGAAUCUCACGACUGGACCAAUACUCAGCGUUUAAAAAUGACUGAGAAAUGAAGGUACUGCCUUUGCCCUGCAAAUGGCUAGACCUUCGCGUGGCUCGGAUGACCAUGUAUAAUGGGGGUCCUGUCUCCAAUAAGAAACGUAAAAAUCGGAUAGUGUCCCCAAUUAGUGCUUUCGAGCUAAAUACAUUAACAAUCAAAAAUAGUGGAUUGUGUGUGCGUCAGUUUUGAGUUUGGACCCUGAUUUUUUAAAAAAUUCAUUCAAACAGAUACGCCAUUCAUAGCCUGCAGAAGAGGCAUUUUUCAGGCAAACGAAUUAUGCACAUGCACAAUGGGAUAAGACACGGAAAAAAAUAAUGCCUGUCCAUACCCCAUUGUUUCCUCCCCCAGUCACACAUGCUAAUGAGCAAUGAGUCAGUAUUUUUUUCUGUGUCUUCCUCUGUCACACAUGUCUCACACUGUAUGCGUGUUUCAUGCUUAUCUUUGCUCGACAGAAAAAUGUAAAAAAUGAUGCCUGCUCUGCAGGCUACCCAUUCAAUACACUGUGAUAGAGCACUAGUCAUUUGAAAGUUUCUCUACAAAGUUUAAUACCCCAUCCAAAAACUGGACAGGACAGCUGGAAAUCAACCUCAGUGGUUAAAAUGUUGACUGAGGAGAAGUUGUUCCAACAAUACUUGAAUAUGGAGCAUUUUCACUCAUGUGGUCAGUGGCUAUGUAAAUUUACCGGAACAAAAGAAAGUGUUUACACUGGAAAGGAGUUCAAUUCUCAGUGGUUGGGAUACCCACAUGCCAGGCGUGAUGUCAUGUGAAAACGGUCUAUCUCUGGUGAAAAUGUUUUGAGGAUCUUUGAAGAUCCUUGAAGAUCUGCAUGAAGAUCCUUUUUAUAGUGCAGAUCUUUGAGGAUCUUUAUUAAAAUUCCUCAAAGAUCUUCAGAAUUCUUGCCAAGAUCCUCAAGGUUCUCAUAAAGGUCUUUGAGGGUCCUUGAAGGUCUUUGCAAGUACCUUGAAGAUUUUUGUAGGAAUCUUUCAGAUCUUUGUCCAAUCUUUUAAGAUCUUUGGCAAGAUCCUCACAGAUCUUUCACAUAUCCUCACAACUCUUUGCAAGAUCCUAGGGGAUCUUUUCAGAUCCUCACAGAUCUUUGUCAUAUUACCCUCACAAAUCUUUGUAAGAUCCUCACAAAUCUUUGCCAGUUCCUCACAUAUCUAUGUAUGGAAAUUUUUUCAUGGCUGAAUUAUGGCAGUAUAAAUGGAUUAAAUUAAGAAAUCAGUCUCGAUUUGAGUUCAUGGGAGUAGAUUACAUUUGAAUUUGCCACUUUAAGGCAAUUUGCCGUGAAUGAUUGUAUUGCGUCUUAGUGUAAAUUCAAAACAUAAGGACAAGAAAUUCUAGUAAGGUCUGAGGCAUGUCUUAAGAGCUCAUUCGUCCCUAUUUGACUCUCCUUCCAGUGGUGUUAUGCAAGUGACAAUGCAAAUUAUCCAUCAAGAUGGCUUUCCAGGUCUCUUCCGUGGAAUGGUCCCUACACUUAUCAGGGAAGUACCAGGAUAUUUCUUCUUCUUUGGAGGUUACGAGUUAAGCCGGUAUCUUCUUACUCCAAAAGGAAAAACUGUUGACGAGAUUGGUGAGUAUUUAUCACUUGUAUAUACCUGAGUGUCACAAACAUAUUUACAAGUAUGUGUGUCAAGUUUUUAGUUGAUAGGGUAACAGUAAUAAAUUGGACAUCAUAAAAUGGUUCAAAAGCCGCCACCUUGUUUGAGUUCUGUUUGUUUUUUGCACUGCAUUACAAGUAAUAGUUUAUAAUGGUGGUAUACCACACCCUACCCUGCCAGCAGAGGCCCUUCGAUCUUCUGCCUCUGCUCGCAGGGUAACUACAAACCAGGGGGACAACUUCCCUAUAAAAGUGACAAGGGUUUUCAACAGAAGUUUCAAUCCCCCAACCCCACUUUCCUCAAAAUCUCAUUUUAUUGGUGUGACCCUCAUGAGGUCCAUUCAAUUCCAAAACAACAAAAUAAUUAGCUGGCAUUAACCACUGACCACGUCGCAAUAUAGAAGAUUCAAAUAGCAAAUAGCUCCCAUCAUAAUUUUAGUGAGUGCUUUGUUCAGGAUGCAAAGUAAUGUUUAUUUCUUUUACAGGUGCCUUGAGACUAACUAUCUGUGGUGGUAUGGCUGGUAUUUCUCUCUGGAUUGUUAUUUUUCCAGCAGAUGUGAUCAAGUCUCGUAUUCAGGUAUAUUACAUGAUUACAUAGAGGAUAUUACACGAUGGCGCGAAGAUAUGAAUUUUAUUUUCGAGUGGCAAAACAAUAUUUUACGAACGAGCGCAGCGAGUGAAUAAAAUAUUGUUUUUGCCACAAGAAAAUAAAAUUCAUAUCUUCAAACCGUCUUGUAAUGUCCUUUUUAUUAUAUAGACAAAAAGACAUCGAGAAAAUAAGAGAGGGAAAUGACCGAAAUUACGUCAUCGAUAAACUCACGUGUAAGAUUAUGGAAAAUAAAUCACUCAGGUCCCAGAUGUAGUUUCUAUGUAUUUUACGAGUGGUAUAUUUUCCAGUAAAACACUCGUGUCUAUAUAAUAAAAUGAGUUGUUUCCUGUAGUGUAUUGCAUGAUGUCAUGUGCAAGUACAUAUUAUCAGUUGCAUAUUAUGGGAAAUAAAGUUGAGUUGAGCAAAUGGCUGUCCGUUAGAAGUUGCUUGUUUUCUUUGUUGUAUUGCUCCUGCCAUUAACACUCUUCAUUUCCAAACAUUCUAUUACCUGCAGUAACUGGAUUCUUGAGGUGCUCACAAAUGAGAGUUUUGACUGUAUUGAAUUUCUUUCGUCUAUAAUAUCAAUACUUAAAAUAAUGCUAAAGGAAUUAGUUUUAAGAUAGAACAGAUGCACAUUUUGAUAGAUUUUCUUUUCUCCAGGUAUUAACUCACGGAUCUGACAAGGCGCCUGGAUUCUUUGAGACAAUGUUUAGAAUAAUACGCAAUGAAGGUUGGUCCUAUUCAAUCCAGUGUUGUGUACUAUUUUAUAACUCAAGGUUACAAGUUAUAAUAACAAUCCUGCUCAUGGAACUGAUUGUUCUCCAAGACGACAGCUAAUAUUAAACCACCAAAAUGUCUUUCAAACUUAAAAUAUGUGUUCUAAGUACCCAUGUUGUAAUACGUACCUACCCUGGCCCGGCACAAGGAACCACCACUUAUUAACUAGUUAUCUGACUGAUAUGUAUUCCAUGUGCUUGCAGAGUUAUUUCAUUAAAUGAAUUAACUUUACACACGGACAUGGGAGACACAGAUAACUGAGUGAAGUUAACACAGCCACAACAAAGUCUCUAUUUGUUGAAGUUUUACUAAAAACAUUAUAAGUGCCCUUUUUGACUACGUGCCCAAUUUUUAGUGAAAAUGUGAGGUCAGCACCUUGAUGGUUACUUCAUUAUUUUGACAAAAUAAAUUAGGUACUGUAGUCAUAUGAUUACAGAUAUCCUAAGCUUUUAGGCAGCUUCUGGCGAAGUGCAAUACUGUUUGCUAAAAGUAUCCUUACUUGAAUUUGAGCUUUAAAAUACAUUGCAAGAAUUGGCCAUUUACUAUUGACAGGAAGUCUCUAGUUAGCUGUUUUCCAGAAACAACUGUGUGUUGAAAACAAAACUUAUACCACAAUGAUAAAAUCUUCAAAAGAGUUUAAAAUGAUACCAUAUUCUAGACCCAAACGCUCUGAUUUAUAUACCCUAUCCUAGAGUAAACUCCUUAAAAACCAUACCCUUCACAGCGGCAACCCCCACCCAGGCGUGUAACAACUGUGUGUUGAUCUCUUUAACAGGUCCAAGGGCUUUGUACAAGGGGUUGGGACCAACCUUGGUUCGGUGUUUUCCAGCUUGUGGUGCUCUGUUUGUGGCUUAUGAAGGAACACAGCAACUGUUAGUCAAUGUGUAGAGCACAGUGAUUUAUUUCAUUUUAAUAGAGAGUGGUUAAACACAUAGACCAAAAAGUCACCUUCAAGCAGGUAAUUGAGGUGGUUCUUAUUAGUAAAUAUCCAAGCUUAUGUAAAUUUAUAACUUAGUUAGCAAUAAAUCGUUGUGUACAGAAGUAUGUAAAACUGACAACCAUUUUGUGCCAAUUUUUCUCUUUUGUAUUGGCUAUCCACCAUAAUUAAAGUUAGGGUUCAGUUCUUAAGGUCAACACAUGCAGUCUUUUUCACCUUGAUGGAGGUGUUAAUUCUUUUGGUCAUGUUUUAUAAGCUACAAUCUUGC
Porites lobata is the source of this 5132-nucleotide messenger RNA. The record is from the annotation of a GenBank genome assembly. NCBI's taxonomy places the organism in Eukaryota, Metazoa, Cnidaria, Anthozoa, Scleractinia, Poritidae.